AUGUGGGGAGACAUCAAAAUUGUUCAUGGCAAGCCUCGUCAUAGCCAGACCCAAGGAUCAAUUGAACGCGCGAAUAGGGACGUUGAAGAAAUUUUGGCUUCUUGGAUGGCUGAUAAUAAAUCAAAAGACUGGCCAAUGGCGUUAAAAUUCCAUGUUUAUAAUAGGACAAUAGGUAUUGGAAGAUCACCAUACGAGGCGAUGUUUGGUUGUACAGCGAGAACAGAGUUACUUUCAGCAGGGAUACCUUACGAUGAAAUAGAAAAACUUCAGUCAGAAGAGGAUAUUGAAGAACUAUUUAAUAACAGCAACCAUUCAGAUCAUAUUAAUGCAGUAGAAGAUGAUUUAGUCAGAGUUGGAGAUCUUGAAAAUGAAGUAAACUUGGAGACUGAAAAUGAAGUAAACUUGGAGACUGAAAAUGAAUUAAGAAAUACUAAAGACAUAGGUAAUUAUUAA
This is a messenger RNA of Metopolophium dirhodum (rose-grain aphid), 453 nucleotides long. RefSeq names its product KRAB-A domain-containing protein 2-like. The record is from RefSeq and is a predicted model, not a curated record. Lineage: Eukaryota; Metazoa; Arthropoda; Insecta; Hemiptera; Aphididae. Bases 1 to 453 code for a protein of 150 amino acids. The transcript is spliced from 2 exons. Gene Ontology annotation, molecular function: nucleic acid binding.